Molecule: messenger RNA, 1304 nt
Organism: Daphnia magna
Lineage: Eukaryota; Metazoa; Arthropoda; Branchiopoda; Diplostraca; Daphniidae
Product: UDP-N-acetylglucosamine transporter
Exons: 6
Coding region: 251-1297 (348 amino acids)
Biological process (GO): pyrimidine nucleotide-sugar transmembrane transport
Cellular component (GO): Golgi membrane
Molecular function (GO): UDP-galactose transmembrane transporter activity
Source: RefSeq, a predicted model, not a curated record
UAUCAAGUCGGAAGGGCAGUGCAACCCACGCGUUUUAGAACAGGUGGGUUCCGAAGCCCAAACUUGUCGUCGAGUUUUACGGGGGAGAUUUCACCGCUGUAUAUGUCAGCCAAUCAACAGUUUACGGUGUCGAGGUCUAUCGUCGAAAACAGCAGCAAUUCAUUCUAGUGACCUUCCGCUACGAUUUGGACGCGUUGUCCGUAGAACUGGUGAACUUUCGCGUAACAUUGCAGGUCUUCUAGAAUUCAUCAUGAAAACGUUGCUGUCAGGGAAAUUAACCAAACUGCUAACUCCUUCCGUUAUCCGUUAUGGCUUGUUACUAUUGUUAACCGUCCAGAAUACGGCAACAGUUCUCUGCAUGCGAGCGUCGAUGAUCAACGCUUCAGCAACCAAUCAGAAAUACGUCGUAUCCACAUUAGUGCUAACAAUGGAAACAAUUAAAGUCGUGAUCCUCCUGGCUUUGAUUGUGAUCGUCGAAUCGAGCUGUUCCCUUCGCAAAGCCAUGACGCUGCUGUACGAUGAAAUAGUUUGCCGGCCGUACGAUACCCUCCCAUUGGCUGUCCCGAGUUUCCUGUACGUCGUCCAGGACAAUCUGAUUGUUUACGCCUUAUCGUGCGUCGACGCCACCACUUAUCAAGUCACCUACCAACUAAGAAUAUUGACGACCGCCAUAUUCGCUAGGAUGUUGCUCAACAAAAUCAUAACAGUAAAGAGAUGGCUGUCUCUCGUUUUGUUGAUGCUUGGCGUGAUUCUAACUCAGGUCCAUUUCAGUAAAGACAGUGGGAUUUUUAGUUUCCGAACUGGAAAAGAAGGUCCGGCUUACGUUUUGGGUCUCGUCUCUAUUUUGUGCGCAACGUUGACCAGCGGUUUCGCCGGUGUUUACAAUGAGAAGUUGAUCAAAAACGGACAACAACCUUUACUACUGAUCAGAAGUAUUCAGCUAAGUUUGUUUUGCCUUUUCUUCGCAUUUUUAGGUGUGCUAUUGAAGGACGGACGACUGGUCAGUACACAAGGCUAUUUUUACGGUUAUAGUCCGCUCGUUUGGUUGGUUGCAGCCAUGCAGGCUGUGGGUGGUAUAAUUGUGGCUGGAACGAUGAAGUAUGCCGACAACAUCUUGAAAACGUUCGCCACUUCGAUUUCAAUCGUGAUGUCGUGCAUUUUUUCCUAUUACCUACUGGGCGAUGACAAUUUAACGGCCACAUUCAUCGUUGGAACUGUAGCCAUUUUAUUCGCCACGUAUCUGUAUUCGGUGGCCACGGUUCAGACUGCGAAACCAGCUGAACCAAUAAAAUCAUAACAUCACU